AUGUUAGAUGAACUAUAUAAAGCAGAACGUGGAGAGAUGGAAAAGAAACUUCAAGCAAAAGAUGAAGUCAUUGAAUCCAAAGACAAAAGCAUACAGAAAAGAAUACCACGUUCAGUACCAAAAGGAAAGGAAAAGAGUUAUAAGUAUAUGAUUUAUACUGAAGAGUUGGAGAAAGAAGAAGAUAGAGAUAUGGUUAUGUUGCAUUUAGUCAGAAGAAACAACAAAAGCUUUUACGACCUUGCUAAAAUAUAUAAAUCUGACAGAAACUGGUUCUAUCGUGAAAACUUACCGAUUUCAAUGACACCGAAUGAGCAAAUAAAAGAAAUUGUCAAAAAUACUCUUCCUCAAACACACUAUGACAUCAAAGGUUGCACAAUACUUACCUUCAAAGAAGACUUAACAUUACUGAAGGAAAAAAUAACAGAAUAUUUCGAUAACUUCAAAGAGGAAGAAUGA
Messenger RNA from Trichomonas vaginalis G3, 456 nucleotides. RefSeq lists its product as uncharacterized. The record is from RefSeq and is a predicted model, not a curated record. Lineage: Eukaryota; Parabasalia; Trichomonadida; Trichomonadidae. The coding region runs from base 1 to 456 and encodes 151 amino acids. The transcript has a single exon.